Molecule: messenger RNA, 3927 nt
Organism: Anopheles cruzii
Lineage: Eukaryota; Metazoa; Arthropoda; Insecta; Diptera; Culicidae
Gene: wwk
Product: anoctamin-8
Exons: 23
Coding region: 343-3927 (1194 amino acids)
Biological process (GO): chloride transmembrane transport
Cellular component (GO): plasma membrane
Molecular function (GO): chloride channel activity
Source: RefSeq, a predicted model, not a curated record
CUAGAGUUUUUCCGGGACGGCCACGCGCCAGACGCGUUUCCCGAAAUAUGUGAAGUGAAACAGGAGUAAAAAGAGAGCAAAAAGCACCCAACAAAGGAGGAGAACGGAAAAGGUUCAAUUAAAAAAAUGAUCCCAAAUGGUGUGCAGAAAAAGUAAAUUUUUUAACUACGUUACGCGUUUCCGGUCACGUCCUGGACCACGUGAAACAGAAGGCAUUAAGUGAAAGAAAACGAGAGCGGUAUAGAAAGAAAGAAAGCGAGAGUGAGAGAAAAAGCGAGAGAUAUACGAAGAGAGAAAGAGAAAUCGAAACAAACAAAAUCAAACGCAAAUCGGCGGCCCAAUAUGGACCCACAUCCGCUGCUGCUGGCCAACGAAAACAUUCAUGACAGUGGCAUCAUCGAGGACGUGCACCAGGAAUCGGAAGACACCGGCAACGAGGAUUACGGCGAUGAGAGCAACCUCGAGUCGAACCUGCGACGGCGAAAAGGGAAAAUUAUUUCCUGCGUCGAAAACGCUUCCAGAUUAAUCCGAAGACGUGUGCCUUGCGCCGGACACCUGAUGACGCCCCGACGGUUAUGGUUGAACAAAAUACCGACCCAAUGCGAUGUGGUGAUUGAGUUCCCAGAAGACACUCCCGAUGAUGCCCUACGAUGGUUGCUGACCAGAAUCAAAGCGAACCCACCGGAGGGUUUGGGGCUUUCGGCAAUGCUACGAGCGCACGAGAGUACCAAACGAACGGCGUUCUACAUCACAGCGCCAAUGAAUGUAUUAUUCAAAGCCGCCGAGGAUGCCCGCUUGCCCAAACGGUUACGGCACGAUCUUGGCGGAGCACUAAAGGAGUUCACCAAGCGAGAAAGCCAUUGCUUCGCCCAAACCAAGGACAGCGAAGGUGCGAACAGCCUUUUCAGCUCGCAAGAACGCCAGUGGCUGGUGUUACAGGUACUUCAAGGACUGCGCGCUGGCACGGCGGAUCUGAAGGCUCUCCAAGGCCGAGCCGAGGUCGAGGAGGGACAGAGUAUAGUGGCUGCCUGGCAGGAGCUGGGCCUAAUAACACAGGUGUUUCCUCUGCACGAAACCACCGCCUUGCAGCAUCUCCAGUCAAGCUGGGUACGAAAGAUCUUCGCACCGCAACCCCUAGACGACAUAGCGACAUACUUUGGCGUGAAGGUAGCCCUAUACUUUGCGUGGCUUGGACACUACACCUGCGCCCUUUGCGUACCGGCCGUACUGGGAACUAUCCUGUACGCGGGGCUUUGGGGUCGAGGACAGACGGCGCAGGACAUUGGCCACGUCAUCUUCUCACUGUUUAACGUUGCGUGGGCGUCGCUGUAUCUGGAAGCGUGGCGGCGCUACUCGGUGGAGCUGGCGUUCCGUUGGGGCACCCUCUCGACACCGCCCGAACUACUGGAACCUCCAAGGCCGCUCUACAAGGGGCCACUAGAGGAGAGUUCCGUGACCGGUCGCCUGGAGCCGAGGGAGGCACCGGCCUGGCAAAGGCGAGCCUUCCGUUAUCUAGUUAGUUUUCCAAUUAUUGCGCUCUGCCUGGUGCUGGUGUUUGUUGUGAUGUUCCUGAUGCUGAGGCUACAGGAUUGGUGGGACGCCAAGCUUCCGGAGCAAGGCGUGUUCAGCUGUCUGAGCGUGAUACCGAAGGUCCUGCUGGCCGGCGCCAUUACACUAAUGGACGAAGCGUACUACAAGCUCGCCGUCUGGCUGAACGACAGAGAGAACUACCGGCUGCAGUCGAAGUACGAGAAUCAUCUCAUCGCCAAGGUGGCCCUGUUCCAGUUCGUCAACAGUUUUCUGUCACUAUUCUACAUCGCCUUCUAUCUGCGCGACCAGGACAAGCUCAAGGAGCAACUGGCCGGACUGCUAAUUUCGCGUCAAAUCAUCGGCAACCUGCGGGAGUCGGCGUGGCCCUAUCUGGUGGAGCAGUGGCGUCUGGCAAAGUUGAGCUUCAAAAUGUGGGGAGCCCUCAGUCCAACGCAGGAAAUGCCGCCGGCGAUAGGGACGACCUCCAGCAGUGCCGUCUCCACUUCGACGACCGCCGGCGCGUCUGGAACCGAUAGCAAGCCGCUGGGCGAUGGGAAGGGGACGGCAUCGGAGUAUGCGGCGCCCAGCAGCACCCCGAAGCGAUCGAUUGGCCAGGCGGAAAUAGAAAGCUCCCUGUACAAGUACGAUGGAACCUUCUCGGACCACUUGGAGAUGUUGGUACAAAUGGGGUACGUCGUGCUCUUCUCGGCUGCCUUUCCCCUGGCCGGUCUGUGUGCCCUGGCGAACAAUCUGUUGGAGAUACGAUCCGAUGCCUUCAAGCUGGCCCACGUCCAUCAGCGUCCCUUUGGCCAACGGGUGGCAAACAUUGGCACCUGGCAGAACGCACUCGGUAUGCUCGGGCUGGCGGCCGUCAUCGUCAACUGUGCCCUGAUCGGGUUGUCCGGCCAGGUGUCCCGCCUGUGGCCUGGCCUAACGUCUACCCAAACGGUGAUCCUGAUCGUGGCGCUGGAGCAUGUCAUGCUGGGGCUAAGAUCCGCCCUGACGUGGCUUCUGCCCGAGCUGCCUUCGUGGCUAGCGGCCGAAAUAGCCCGUGCGGAGCACUGCCGCCGGGAGAUGCAGUGCAAGGGGCCAUCGCCUCGCCAGACACCGCCAUCGCCGCCAUCGUCCACUUCCAUCUCGCACCACGAGCAGGACUUUAACAGCAAUCAAGACAUCUUCGACAAAACCGAACAGUCGGUGGGCAGAUUUCACAUAUCUCCUAGUCACGACAACACCCAAGAUAGUGAGCUAGAACGGACCGCGCUAACCAGUGCGACCUCCAAGCUGGACAACCUCAGCACUCAGCAGCAGCAGCAGCAGCAGCUGUCGCUGGCACAACCGCAGCAGCAACCGCAAAAGGAUACACAGCAUAGCUGUGACAAUAUGGAGAUCUUCGCCAUGGACACGCGGGACAUUUCGCCAGAUUCGCCGAUCUCUCAGACAAGCACAGUAUUAUUACGACCUCUCCAAGACUCUCCUCUUAGUGGUCAGUCAGCACAAACCGUUGCAUUAGACUCAACACAAACGAGCUCAGGUGCAUGUGUAAAGCAGCCAAGCAUUACGCUCGCCGACAUUCCGCCCUUUCGAGGACAGACGAUGAAGCACAGCUGUAGUAUUUACGAUAAGCGAAGCAUCAACCUUGGUGAACCCUCGCAAGGCAUCCGCGUCGCCUCGAAACCGAUACAAAUACCAGAGAUUCCACCGUUCCACCGCAAGCAGGCACACUCGACGAUGCACUCGCCCGUCGGCAGCCAGAGCCCGCAGGCCAUCCAGAUGCCACCGUCCGCCAACCCGUCACCGCCGCGGAUUGCCGAAAUACCACCGUUCCGGCCGCGGCAGCGCUCCAAGGAGUGGAUGCCCAACAUUGAGCACACCGAGCACCAUCUCACGAUUGGCCCGAGCGGAGGGGCCGAGUGGGCCAAACGCCUGAAGGCGGCCGAUCCUUCCAUCAUUCACAGAAGUACUGAUUGCAUUGUAGCGAAGCAACAGGAGCUGGCGACCGGCUCAGAUUCGGAGCUACUGAAACCAGCGCCAUCGUGGACGAAUGUAGCCAUCAAACCCAACGAGCCGCAGCCUGGCACCAGCAACAGCGCGCCGUCGGUAAAGGCUCCCACCGAAGAAGAAGCGAAAGCCGCCGAACUGGCGGCCAAGAAGUCACGGUUGAAGCAAAGCCUAGUGAAACGCGCUCGAUCGGUGGCAAUCUUUUCACUAAAACUGAAGGAGCAACGAGCUAAGCGAGCGGAAAAAAUGGCUCUCGAAGCAUUGGAGGCCCUUCCAGCGCCGCCACCCGGUGGAGAACUUUCGCUCAUACCAAUCGAGCAGCUCAUUCAGGUGGACGACGUGCUGAGCCAACGCAAUCACGGAAGCGGUUCUGGCCACAAUAACGGCCACACCUAA